AUUAAAAGUUUAUGUAAAACACUAGAAUUGGUGAUUUUUGAAAGCAAUUAGGCCAAAAAAAGAACACCAACUUUAGUUUCAGACAUUGCAGCAGAACUCACCAACUCCUCCUCCAUCUUCUCUCUCUACACUCUUUCAUAACUUUCUCUCUCUAGUAAACCAUGGCAAUCUGUUUCUUCUCACCCUUAAAGCCCCUCCCACUCUCCCCUUUCCCCCACACCACAAAAUCCUCCCCUCUCCUCCGCUGCAACUUCUCUCUCCCCACCACCAUCACCACCACAACCGAACCCGAACCCGUUUUCACCUCCGUCAAGUCCUUCGCGCCCGCCACCGUCGCCAAUCUGGGCCCCGGCUUCGACUUCCUCGGCUGCGCAGUCGACGGACUCGGUGACUUCGUAUCCGUCACCGUCGACUCCUCAGUCCACCCGGGCGAGAUAUCAAUUUCCGAGAUCUCCGGAACUCAUGCAAGUAAGAAACUUUCCAAAAACCCUUUAUGGAACUGUGCUGGUAUUGCUGCUAUUGCCACCAUGAAAAUGCUUAAUGUUAGAUCAGUGGGUUUAUCUUUGACUCUUGAAAAGGGUCUGCCUUUGGGUAGUGGGUUAGGGUCCAGUGCCGCCAGUGCCGCGGCGGCCGCGGUGGCGGUUAAUGAGAUUUUCGGUGGGAGAUUGAGCGUUAAGGAGUUGGUUCUUGCUGGGUUAGAGUCUGAAGCUAAGGUGUCUGGUUACCAUGCUGAUAAUAUAGCACCAGCUAUCAUGGGUGGUUUUGUGUUGAUUCGGAAUUACGAGCCCUUAGAUUUGAUGAGAUUGGAGUUUCCUGAGGGGAAAGAUUUGGUGUUUGUACUCGUGAGCCCGGAUUUUGAAGCGCCUACUAAGAAAAUGCGGGCUGCGUUGCCUACUGAGAUUGGGAUGCCUCAUCAUGUUUGGAAUUGUAGUCAAGCUGGGGCGUUGGUGGCGUCUGUAUUGCAGGGCGAUUUGGUUGGUUUGGGUAAGGCGUUGUCGAAUGAUAAGAUUGUUGAGCCUAAAAGGGCGCCGUUGAUCCCUGGAAUGGAGGCUGUGAAGAAGGCUGCUAUUGCUGCUGGGGCGUUUGGGUGUACUAUUAGUGGAGCUGGGCCUACUGCUGUCGCAGUGAUUGAUAGUGAGGAGAAAGGGAAGGAGAUUGGGGCGAAGAUGGUGGAUGCUUUUCUGCGAGAAGGGAACUUGAAAGCUGUGGCUACGGUGCAGAGGUUAGAUAGAGUUGGUGCUAGACUUGUUGCUAGUGUUCCAUAUAGAUGACGAACUUUGUUUUGUUUUUGUUUUUUUAGCUUGUUCUCCUUUGUUUUGUUUCGUUUACCACUCUUCAUUGGUUGGAAUUUUUCUUGAAGAUGCUUUCUAGGGGUAGAUGGUAGUUUUGGAGAAUGCAAAAUGAGGAGGAACUGUAAUCUAGUGUUUGCUGGAUUUUCUAAUGCCAUUAAUAAAAGGUUUCAUCCCAAAUUCCAAAA
Molecule: messenger RNA, 1477 nt
Organism: Mercurialis annua (annual mercury)
Lineage: Eukaryota; Viridiplantae; Streptophyta; Magnoliopsida; Malpighiales; Euphorbiaceae
Product: homoserine kinase
Exons: 1
Coding region: 162-1271 (369 amino acids)
Biological process (GO): L-threonine metabolic process
Molecular function (GO): ATP binding; homoserine kinase activity
Source: RefSeq, a predicted model, not a curated record